Molecule: messenger RNA, 735 nt
Organism: Fraxinus pennsylvanica
Lineage: Eukaryota; Viridiplantae; Streptophyta; Magnoliopsida; Lamiales; Oleaceae
Source: the annotation of a GenBank genome assembly
AUGGCUGGACAAGUUGUUUCGGAACGACCAACAUCAUUAUUUGAGUUCGAGCUUGUUGAAGAUGAUUCUGGUGACAGUAGUACUAUUAUAGCAUCAUCUAAUCAGAUCAACCCAUGGAUUGACCCUGCAACAAUUAAAUUGAGGCACAGAAUUGGAAGAAGGCCUUUUGGUGAUGUUUGGCUUGCAACUCAUCAUAGCAAUACUGAACACUACGAGGAGUAUCAUGAAGUGGCCAUUAAAAUGUUACAUCCUGUAAAAGAAGAUAACAUUAGAGAUGUCUUGAAUAAGUUGGAUAAUUUGCUUUCCAGGUGUCGAGGGUUAGAAAACAUUUGUUGGCUGCAUGGACUUUCCAUUAUUAAUUUGUAUUGUUAUGAAAUUUACGAGGGCUCGGUUGGUGACAAAAUGGCUCGAUACAAAGGGGGGAAAUUGUCCCUGAGUGAUGUUCUGAGGUACGGAGCAGAUCUUGCUCAAGGAAUAAUGGACCUUCAUGCAAAAGACAUCCUUAUUCUCAACCUUAAACCUUUUAAUUUCCUUUUGAACGAGAAUGACAGGGCAAUUCUUGGGGACAUUGGAAUUCCUCAUGUGCUUCUUGGGGUUUCAUUAACAAAUACAGAGAUGACUCAAAGACUUGGUACUCCCAACUACAUGGCUCCAGAACAAUGGGAACCAGAAAUGAGAGGUCCAAUAUCGAGACUGAUGCAUGGGGAUUUGGUUGCAGCAUUGUGGAGAUGUUGA